Messenger RNA from Ipomoea nil (Japanese morning glory), 896 nucleotides. RefSeq lists its product as uncharacterized. Lineage: Eukaryota; Viridiplantae; Streptophyta; Magnoliopsida; Solanales; Convolvulaceae. The record is from RefSeq and is a predicted model, not a curated record. Gene Ontology annotation, cellular component: plasma membrane. The coding region runs from base 181 to 756 and encodes 191 amino acids. The transcript has a single exon. Gene Ontology annotation, biological process: response to desiccation.
AAAGUCUAAACCCGACAACCAGACAGGUUGAAUACAAAACCAAGCGCCCUACCCCGGCCCGGUUCACAUCCUAUCUGUGUGUGAACCGGAGUGGCAAGAAUUUUGCGUGAUUUCUCCCAUUUUCUCGUCCUCCCUCCGCAACUGCAAUUCCAUCGACUCGACUCGACUCGGUUCGGUUCAAUGAGCAGCAGUGACAAUAGCGUCAGCAAAAGGAACGGUGGCUGGAGUUGGAGAUCCGCCCUGGUUGGCGCCGCGGCCGCCACCGCUACGGCGGCUCUAUUUUCAUCCAAGCCACGGGACCCAACCUUCCACCUCAUCUCCAUCGACCUCACCUCCUUCAAGCUCAACUUUCCAGUCCUCGACGCCGACGUCAUCCUCACCGUCCACGUCACCAACCCCAACAUCGCCUCCAUCGAAUACUCCCCCGCCCAGAUGUCCAUCUUCUACGCCGGCUCCUUCCUCGGCUCCGCCCGCGUCCAGGCCGGCGCCCAGCCGCCCCGCUCCUGCCAGAUGAUACGCCUCCCUGGUCGUCUUAGCGGGCUGGAGCUGGCCCACCACGCCAAGAACUUCCUGGCCGACGUCGCCCGCCGCGAGAUGGUGCUCGACGCCGCUGUGGAUAUCGAGGGCGCCGCUAAGCUGCUGUGGUGGGACCACCGCUUCAAGGUCCACGUCGACAGCCACGUGACGGUGGACCCCAUCUUCCUUGACGUCAUUGAUCAAGAAAAUCAGUCGCACAUGGAGCUCCUUCUUGCCUGAGCCUCACCAUCGCUUUCGCUUUGCUCUGCCCUAUGCACUCUCUCUCUGUACGAUUGUAAGUUUUUGAUUGAAGGGUGAAACUUAAAAUGUAACAGUAACUCUUUUUAUUUGUAAUAAUAUCUCAAAGUUUGAUUCUUUUC